Molecule: messenger RNA, 2673 nt
Organism: Acanthamoeba castellanii str. Neff
Lineage: Eukaryota; Discosea; Longamoebia; Acanthamoebidae
Product: GATA zinc finger domain containing protein
Exons: 4
Coding region: 1-2673 (890 amino acids)
Biological process (GO): regulation of DNA-templated transcription
Molecular function (GO): sequence-specific DNA binding; zinc ion binding
Source: RefSeq, a predicted model, not a curated record
AUGGAGCUGCAGCCGCAGCAGCCUCAGCCGCCACCACAACCCACCCAGCCGCCACAGCCCUCCACCCAGCCGCCUCAACCUCGCCACCACAACCAGUACAAUCGAUACACGCCACCAGCCCACAUGCGCGACUGCGUUGUGGGCGACGAGUUCGGUUGUGACGCGGACGACUAUGACCAACAGCCCCACGACCACGACCACCAUCUUCAUCCUCACCACCGCGACGACUUUGGGCACCACCAUUAUCCUCCUCAGCCCCACUACUACCCUGGCAACAACAACAACGGUCGCGGCGACUUGUACAACUUGCCCGGGGCGGCCAUGUUGGGCAACCUUGGCAUGGCCGCGCCCAUGACUACGCCGUCAGUGCCUCCACCCAUCCAGCUGCUGCCCUCGCCGCCCCUCUUCUUUCGUCGCUCAUCCUCGUCGCCCUCCCUCUCGUCGCCCCCUUCUUCUACUUCUUUCGCCACCAACCCCUCCUCUGCGCCUUUCCCGCCAUCUUCUUCAUCUUCGUUUUCGAGCCUGCCUCCACCUUCCUUCGAUCUGCACGCCACCUAUCCCUCCCACUACUACCAGCACCACCAUCCUUCUCAACAUCCUCAUCCCCAUUCUCAACAUCCUCAGCCUCAUCCUCAUCAUAAUCAUCAUCUUCCGACCCAGCACUACGCGCCGCCCACGCCGCUCGACCAGCCCUAUGCCUCUCCCUUCCUCGGCAACCCCAUGCCGUCACCGUCGCCCUCGCCCGCCAACGCCUACGCGUGGCUGCCCUCGUCCUCCUCGCUGCCCUCCUUCCCGAUCCCCUCGUCCCCGCUCGCCGUCGGCCAGGCAGCUGCUCACCCCGGCACCCGACGAGCCUCCGCCCCGCUGCCCUCCUCGUCGUCGUCGGCGGCGUCGGCGUCGUCUCCCUUCGGCGCGGCCGCCGGGGCCGUCGCCAGCCCGCUGCAGCCCCCGCCAUCGCCGUCUCACUCGCCGUCGCCGUCGCCUGCGCAGUCGCCCGCCACAGCGACCCAGCCCUACUACCAGCACUACUACCAGGGCGGCGGCGGCAAUAGCGGCGACCACCACCAGCGCGCGCCGUCGCCCACGGCUGGCGGCGGUCAUGGGCAGCAGCACCGCCAGCCGAUCCCCACGGCCUACGGCGCCGCCAGCAUGGGCGGAAUGAUGGGCGGCGGCGGCCUGCGUGGCGGGUGUCCUCCACCACCGGCGACAUAUGGCUAUCCGCCGACGCCGCCCGUCGUGGGCCUGACCUCGCCUCUACAGUCGCCCGUCGCCGCGCCCGUCGCUACGCCGCCGCCAGCGUCGGCCACGUCGGGGUCGGGGUCGAUGUCAUCGCCUCAGUCGCACUCGUCACCCAAGCUCGCGCCGAAGCAGCCCAGCACGGCGACAGCGACGGCUGCGACAACGACAACGGCGGAACAGGCGAACUCGCCGGCGUCGGUGGCGCGCUCGUCCCGAUCGUUCCUCUCCGCCGCCCUCGCGCGACGCGUGAAGCGGGAGAAGAAGUGUGACACCCCGCCGCAGUCGCCAUCGUCCGUGUUGGCGGCAUCGGCUUCGGUGUCGACCUCAACUUCGACAUCGUCGCCAUCGUCAUCGUCGUCGUCAUCAACCUCUUCGUCGUCUUCUUCGUCGGCGUCAGCAGCCGCAGACGAUCGAGCGCAACACCAGGGAUCGAUGGCGGCCAUGCCCAGCGCAGGCGCCGCGCGGAUCAAGCAGGAGCACCAGCACCAGCAGCAGGAGGACCACCACGACGGUAACGGCUGCAUGGAGGGCGGCGGCGGCGAGGAGGACGGCGACCCGGACCCCAGCGACCCGCAUGGCACGAAGCGCAAGUACACGUUUAAGUACCACAUGUCCCUCUCGCCCGACAUGCAGAGCUACGUCACCGGCGCCGAGCCCCAGAAGAAGAGGACGCGCUCGCGAGCGGCUGGCCGAACGUGCCAGAGCUGCGGGACGGCGACCACUCCCGAAUGGCGCAUGGGUCCCAACGGCAAAGGCACCCUCUGCAAUGCAUGCGGACUGCGGUAUCGGAAGAACAAGCCCGCGGUGCUGUCGAACAUCGCGCAACGCAACGCGACGUUGGCCUCCGGAGGCUCCUCGUCGUCGCCGUCGACGACAUCGGCCUCUCCGCCCGCGCCGACGUCGACCUCGUCCUCGUCGUCCUCCUCUUCUCCAUCUUCCGCUUCGUCGGGCUUCGCCGGCAACGCGCCAAUCAAGCCGGCCAUGUCGUACGGGUCUUCGUCCUCCUUCGCGCCCUUCGUGCCUCCGGGCUGCCCGCCCAUCCUGCCCGCACCGUCACCAUCGUCGUCGUCGUCGUCAAGCGGUGGCGGCCCGAUGGGCGCCUCGGCUUACGCCACGCCGCCGCACCACCACCACCACCAACAGCAGCAGCCGACGCCGCGCAAGAGCCUCACGAUUGCGCCCAUCUAUCCGUCGGCCUACCGCCCACACGGCCCGGCGAUGCCCAACCACGGCCACGGCCACCAGCCGGGCGCAACGUACCUGGCCUCGCCCCUCGGCCCGGGCGGCAUGCCUCCGCAGCCGCUUCAGCCGCCUCUGCCCCAGCCGCUCCCGCCGCCACACCACCAGCAGCACCCGCACCCACACCACCAGCAGCAACACCACCAGCAGCAGCAGCAACACGUCAUCAAGGAGGACCACAAGGCCAGGCCGUGA